AUGAGAAGACAAAGAAAUGAAGUUGUUGUGGAGUUGAGAAAGAACAAAAGAGAUGAGCAUCUUCUAAAGAGGAGAAAUGUUCCCCAUGAAGAUAUCUGUGAAGAUUCUGAUAUAGAUGGUGACUUUAGAGUGCAAAAUACUUCUUUGGAGGCAAUAGUACAGAAUGCUUCAAGUGACAACCAGGGUAUACAGUUAAGUGCUGUGCAGGCUGCAAGAAAGCUGCUUUCCAGUGAUCGCAAUCCACCAAUUGACGAUCUAAUAAAAUCAGGAAUAUUACCUAUUUUAGUGCACUGUCUUGAAAGAGAUGACAAUCCUUCUUUACAGUUUGAAGCUGCAUGGGCUUUGACAAACAUUGCCUCUGGAACCUCUGAACAAACACAGGCUGUAGUUCAAUCUAAUGCUGUGCCACUUUUUCUGAGACUGCUGCAUUCACCUCAUCAAAAUGUUUGUGAGCAAGCUGUGUGGGCUUUAGGAAAUAUCAUAGGUGAUGGACCCCAGUGUAGAGAUUACGUUAUUAGUCUUGGAGUAGUGAAACCACUGCUGUCCUUCAUCAGCCCAUCUAUUCCCAUAACUUUCUUAAGAAAUGUUACUUGGGUCAUGGUCAACUUGUGCCGUCACAAAGAUCCUCCUCCGCCGAUGGAAACCAUUCAGGAGAUCCUUCCAGCGCUCUGUGUUUUAAUUCACCACACAGAUGUAAAUAUAUUGGUAGAUACAGUCUGGGCGCUCUCAUAUCUAACGGAUGCUGGCAAUGAACAGAUCCAGAUGGUGAUAGACUCCGGAAUAGUCCCUCAUUUGGUUCCUCUUCUCAGUCAUCAAGAAGUUAAAGUGCAAACUGCUGCACUGAGAGCUGUAGGAAACAUUGUCACUGGUACCGAUGAACAGACACAGGUAGUUCUGAAUUGUGAAGCUCUUUCGCAUUUUCCAGCACUUCUGACACAUCCCAAAGAAAAAAUAAAUAAGGAAGCAGUGUGGUUCCUAUCUAACAUCACUGCAGGAAAUCAGCAGCAAGUUCAGGCAGUAAUAGAUGCAAACCUUGUUCCAAUGAUAAUACAUCUUCUAGAUAAG
This is a messenger RNA of Pelecanus crispus (Dalmatian pelican), 1065 nucleotides long. NCBI's taxonomy places the organism in Eukaryota, Metazoa, Chordata, Aves, Pelecaniformes, Pelecanidae. The record is from RefSeq and is a predicted model, not a curated record.